Molecule: messenger RNA, 573 nt
Organism: Enterobius vermicularis (human pinworm)
Lineage: Eukaryota; Metazoa; Nematoda; Chromadorea; Rhabditida; Oxyuridae
Source: the annotation of a GenBank genome assembly
AUGCAACGCAUAGCUAGCAGUAAACAUGUUAGCAUACUGGACAAGACACUCAGCAAAGGGAAGACGGAGGUAAACCUCUCAUCAUUUGCUUUGCUUUUUGCUGAGAUGGUGCGGUAUGCGAGCAACCAUUCAAAUACAGUUGGAGAGUUGCAAGAUAAGUUAGCUGAUUAUGGAAAAUUUGUGGGCUCCCGUCUUGUGGAUGUAAUAGUUUUAAGAGAGAAAGGAUACAGAAGAGAAAUCAAGUUAUUAAACAUGUUAAUGUUUGUCAAGAGCACUGUAUGGAAGAAUCUGUUCAAUAAAGAGGCAGAUAAGCUGGAAAGAAGUAACGAUGAUCCUUGUCAAUACUUACUCAUAGAAAAAGAACCACUUGUGAACACUUAUAUUUCUGUUCCAAGAGAUAAAAACAGCUUAAACUGUGCGUCAUUUACUGCCGGUAUAAUCGAAGCAGUGUUAAAGGCAAGUAAUUUUCCUUGCAAAGUCAACGCGUUCUGGCACAACGGGACGACGUAUAUGAUCCAGUUUGAUAAAUCUGUUAUUGCUCGAGAAAAUACUUUAAUUGACUCUUCGAGGUAG